Daktulosphaira vitifoliae (grape phylloxera) is the source of this 2179-nucleotide messenger RNA. Its product is annotated as E3 ubiquitin-protein ligase Topors-like. The coding region runs from base 531 to 2165 and encodes 544 amino acids. The transcript has 9 exons. Lineage: Eukaryota; Metazoa; Arthropoda; Insecta; Hemiptera; Phylloxeridae. The record is from RefSeq and is a predicted model, not a curated record. Gene Ontology annotation, molecular function: ubiquitin protein ligase activity. Gene Ontology annotation, biological process: protein polyubiquitination; protein monoubiquitination.
UACUGACAGGACAUGGUCACCUGCUUAAGCAUCUUAACGCAAUGGGGUAUCGGAAUCACCAUUGUGCAGGAAGUGUGGAGUAGAAGAGAGUACUCAUUUCACAUCAUGUGCGAAUGUGAAGCCUUGUCCAUACUAAGAUCAAACUACUUGAAUAAACCUUUUCCUGGAGAAGAAGAUAUUAAAAAACUAAAACCCAGAGAGAUACUUAAUUUCACCAGAAAGACUCGACUUGAUAUAUUUAAAUCAAAAAAUCUUGAAACAGCGGUGACUUAUAAUUAAGUAAGAAAUAAUUUAAAAUCUUAUUACAUAAAUUGCUCUUUUGUUGGACUUGUUACGUAUAGUCCUUUCACUUUUUAUAUUUUAAUUUGUCUUUCAGACAUCCAACUUAAAAUAUUGCAAAUAGUUACGUGACAAAUAAUUUGGUUGACGUUAUUAAAGACAAAUCAAAUAAACCUGAAUAUAUAGUUACAUUUAAAGGUAACUCAGAAUUGUUAGAAUAUAGAGGUUAAUAUAGUUUUGCAAUUUGUAAUAUGUCAUUGAAUAACAAGACUGAAUCCUAUAAAGAGUCAUCAGGUGAUUCAGUUGUGGAUUUGUCAGAUACCUCAGAUGAUGAUGAAUUAGCAGUAACAAAAAAAGUUGGUAAAAACCUAAGUGAUCAACUAGAAAGGCCAAAAACACCUGAAACGCAUUGUUCUAUUUGUCUUGAAGAAUUAAACAAUAAAUGCUACUCAGAUUCAUGUUGGCAUGUGUUUUGUUUUGAAUGUUUAAAACGAUGGUCAACUAUUGAAUCAUCCUGUCCAUUAUGUAAAAAAGGUUUCAAAUUUAUAAAUCAUACAUUCAUAGAACAAGGCAUUCAUGAAACUUAUGAGGUACCUAUUCAAGGCAGAGAUGCAUCACAAAGAAUAUUUUUACGUCCUUUUGCUGAUGUUAAUAGAAUGAAUUUAUUGUUGGAUCUCGUGAGAAGGAAUGAAAGACUAAUAAGUGAACAAGAUCGUGGUUACUCUCAUUAUCACCAAAGACAAUUUCCAGGGGAAUCAAAUUUUACUGUUUUUAACGGUCAUCUUAUACGGCGCCAAACUCAUGGUCAAACUAUGAGAGUUCGUGUGUAUACUGACAAUAUUUGGGCUGUACCAUUGCCUGAUUUAAGUGGUCGCUUUAGAGAUUGCAGUUCAGCAUUUUAUAGAGAUAAUCCAGCUCAAAUGUAUCGAUUGGUUGGUUUUAUUGUCCGGGAUAUUUCGGCCAUUAGAGAAAUAGAAAGAUCUGAAGGUUUAAGAUCUGAUAAUCCGAAUGAUGAAGACUAUAUUACAAAUAUAAUUAUGCAAACAAUUAUAAAUUAUGAAAUUCGUGAAUCAUUUACAACUGCUGUUUUAAGACCAUUUCUUGGUGAAUAUACUGAUCAUUUUUGUCAUGAGCUACAUAAUUAUGCUACUAGUCCAAAUGAUAUGAUUGGUUAUGAUCGUAAUGUAAGAUAUAAUAGUCGCCCAGGUUUUCCAUCACUUCAAAAUGGUAUAAAUACCAUUGACUUACAAAUUCCUGUUAAUCCACCUACUAAUGUUACGACACAGCCAUCUUUGAACGGUACAAAUAUUGUUGAUUUUGAAAGUGAUUCAGAUUCAACUAGAAUACAACAUGCACAAGAAGUCACUGUGGUAAGCAGGAGUACUAGUGAAGAUUCAGAUAUUGAAAUUCUUAGUCAACCAUUCAGACCUGUUGAUACAUAUGAUUUGUCAAUUAGAGAUCAACCAUCUACUUCUACAGGAAUACGUAAUUCCUUAGAUCGUCCUACUAAUAGGUAUAAUCUUAGACGAAGGAGAUUAUUUUCACCUCCACUAGCUGAUACAGCUGGAUGUCCUGUGCCCUUAUCUCGAAUUGGAUCUUCAUCUAGUUCAAGACGAAGAAGAAUUACAAUAGAAUCCUCAUCAUCUGAUGAUGAAGCAACUAUUACUCAUCAGCCACAAGCAUUGCGCGUGAAAGAUGAUGUAGUGAAUGGAAAAAGGAAAAAGAAGGUAAAAAAGAGCAAACAGAAUAAGAAAAAGAAGAAUAUGUAUACUCCAUCUGAUGUACGUUUUAGGAGUAGAAGUCGAUCAUAUUCAGGUUCAUCAUCUUCUUCGGAUGAUACAAAUUUUAGAGGUCAUAUUUCUGUUCAGCCAUCAAAUAAUUUGUAGCUCAAUCAAAAUCA